GAGGGUUGUGGGGCGGGUAGCUCCCCUCCCGAUGAAGACUCAUGAGAGCGGGUGGGCGGGAGACUCCAUGUCCCAGCAUGCCCCGCGGCGGGCCCUACCGGCCGCGACUCCGGGCUUGGCCCCGGCCCUAGCUUGUCGGCGGUGUACUGGGGCGCGUGGAGGCUGUAGUCACGGUGGCGCCCGCGGGGACGGAGGAGGGAAUGAGUGAAGAGGAGCAGGGCUCCGGCACUACCACGGGCUGCGGGCUGCCCAGCAUAGAGCAAAUGCUGGCCGCCAACCCGGGCAAGACCCCGAUCAGCCUUCUGCAGGAGUAUGGGACCAGAAUAGGAAAGACGCCCGUGUACGACCUUCUCAAAGCCGAGGGCCAAGCCCAUCAGCCUAAUUUCACCUUCCGGGUCACCGUUGGCGACACCAGCUGCACUGGUCAGGGUCCCAGCAAGAAGGCAGCCAAGCACAAGGCAGCUGAGGUGGCCCUCAAACAUCUCAAAGGGGGCAGCAUGUUGGAGCCGGCCCUGGAGGACAGCAGUUCUUUUUCUCCCCCAGACUCUUCGCUGGCUGAGGACACUUCUGUUCUUAUUGCUGCUCCUGCUCCACCUGCUGUCCUACCCAGGAGCCUCCCUGUGGAGAUGCAGCCCCCUGCCUCCCCUCAGCAGUCUGAGUGCAACCCUGUUGGGGCUUUGCAGGAGCUGGUGGUACAGAAAGGUUGGCGACUGCCAGAGUACACAGUGACCCAGGAGUCUGGACCAGCCCACCGCAAAGAGUUCACCAUGACUUGCCGGGUGGAGCGUUUCAUUGAGAUUGGCAGUGGCACCUCCAAAAAGCUGGCAAAGCGUAAUGCAGCAGCCAAGAUGCUGCUUCGAGUGCACACAGUGCCUCUGGAUGCACGAGAUGGCAACGAGGCUGAGCCUGAUGAUGACCACUUCUCCAUUGGUGUGGGUUCCCGCCUGGAUGGACUUCGGAACCGGGGCCCAGGCUGCACCUGGGAUUCUCUGCGCAAUUCUGUGGGAGAGAAGAUCCUGUCCCUUCGCAAUUGCUCUGUGAGCUCCCUUGGGGCUCUGGGCUCUGCCUGCUGCAGUGUCCUCAGUGAGCUCUCUGAGGAGCAGGCCUUCCAUGUCAGCUACUUGGAUAUUGAGGAACUGAGUCUGAGUGGGCUCUGCCAGUGCCUAGUGGAACUGUCCACCCAGCCAGCUACUGUGUGUCAUGGCUCUGCAACUACCAGGGAGGCAGCCCGAGGUGAGGCUGCUCGUCGUGCCCUGCAGUACCUCAAGAUCAUGGCAGGCAGCAAGUAGUACCCUGCUACAUCAUGGAUGUGUGCCCUCUGCUCCCUGCGCCUCCUGACACUGGGUCCAUGCAUCUGCCAGCUCUGGAACCCUCCAGAGGUGCCAUCUCUACCUCUGACAUGCCUACCUUGAGGCUGAAAAGCACAGGGCUUGCAAGGAGCCAGGGCUGUCAGGCCCCUGGCUGGCCAAGGAUCUGUCCUCAUUCUGUGGAUGUUGAGUGGGAAGGACAUUGGGAGCUCUGCUGGAGUCCAGAAUAAACAUGCUGCUCCUUUGUUUCCUAAA
Messenger RNA from Jaculus jaculus (lesser Egyptian jerboa), 1562 nucleotides. It is a transcript of the gene Tarbp2, whose product is annotated as TARBP2 subunit of RISC loading complex. NCBI's taxonomy places the organism in Eukaryota, Metazoa, Chordata, Mammalia, Rodentia, Dipodidae. Gene Ontology annotation, biological process: regulation of viral transcription; regulation of miRNA processing; regulation of siRNA processing. Gene Ontology annotation, cellular component: RISC-loading complex. The record is from RefSeq and is a predicted model, not a curated record. The transcript has 9 exons. Gene Ontology annotation, molecular function: siRNA binding; double-stranded RNA binding; pre-miRNA binding. The coding region runs from base 201 to 1289 and encodes 362 amino acids.